AUGAGUCUGUUUGGUAAGAUUUUCGGGGGGAAGAAGCAGGAGGUAGCCCCAUCUACGCAAGAUGCGAUUCAGAAAUUGCGUGAAACCGAGGAAAUGCUCAUAAAAAAGCAGGAUUUCUUGGAGAAGAAGAUCAAAGACGAAGUGGCAACAGCAGUGAAACAUGGCACAAAGAACAAGCGGCUCGCUCUUCAUGCCCUCGGUAGGAAGAAGCAAUUUGAGAAACAACUCAACCACAUUGAUGGAGUUUUACAAACUAUUGAAUUUCAGAGAGAAGCGCUGGAAAAUGCUUCUACCAAUGCAGAAGUUCUGCAAGUCAUGGGAGGAGCAAGUAAAGCUUUGAAGGCGGCUCACAACAAUAUGGAUAUCGACCAGGUCCAUGAUCUAAUGGAAGACAUAGCCGAGCAACAAGAAGUUGCCAACGAAAUUGCGGAGGCGAUUUCAAAUCCUGUAGGUUUCGACAGAGCAAUUGAUGAUGAAGAGCUCUUGCGGGAACUUGAGCAACUUGAGCAGGUUUUCAAAACGCACUUUACCGUUCUUGAACUGGAUAAACAGCUGUUGGAUGUACAACCAACGCCGGUUGUGCUACCCGAUGCGCCUUCUACUGACCUCCCAGCAAGCAGCAAAGCCAAACCCGCGAAAACCACCGACCAUGACAAGGAUCUUGAGGAUCUUGAGAUGUGGGCCAAUGCUUAA
Haemonchus placei is the source of this 693-nucleotide messenger RNA. Lineage: Eukaryota; Metazoa; Nematoda; Chromadorea; Rhabditida; Trichostrongylidae. The record is from the annotation of a GenBank genome assembly.